This is a messenger RNA of Mytilinidion resinicola, 513 nucleotides long. RefSeq lists its product as uncharacterized. Lineage: Eukaryota; Fungi; Ascomycota; Dothideomycetes; Mytilinidiales; Mytilinidiaceae. Bases 1 to 513 code for a protein of 170 amino acids. The record is from RefSeq and is a predicted model, not a curated record. The transcript has a single exon.
AUGGCAUCGCCCGAUCUCCUCAUCCCGGCCUUCAAUAUCGCCCUCAAAAUCACCACCUACAUCGCCCUAUGGGCCCUUGCCCUCGCAAUCCUCAUCGAAAUUCUCUUCGUCUUCCUCCUAAUGACGUUCCGCCAAAUCUUCGUAUAUUGCUCCGAUGCCGCUGAAGCAGCGCUCAUCGCCACGGGAUUCGGCUCCAUUUUUCUCUGCGUCUGCAACGUGGUCGGUACAUUCUUGUACGCGAUGCAGAACAUUGAGCGGAAAGAAGUGGCUUCGCUGCGUAUGGCCGUCUUGAAGAGUGCUCUUAGUGUUGGAGCUAUCGCUGGGAUGAUUCUUGUGGGCUUCUGGACUUUUGGGAUUCUGUGUUGGUUAGUUGUGAACCUGGUUGUUGCGGUUAGUGGUAAGCCGGUGGGGUUUAAGCGGUGCGGUGGGAGUGCGGAGGAGUGGGAUUGUGGGGAAGAGAGGUGGGGGAGGUAUGGAAGGCGAGACAGGUAUGGGAGGCGGAAGAGUGUGUGA